Messenger RNA from Schizophyllum commune H4-8, 390 nucleotides. RefSeq lists its product as uncharacterized. Lineage: Eukaryota; Fungi; Basidiomycota; Agaricomycetes; Agaricales; Schizophyllaceae. The transcript has a single exon. The record is from RefSeq and is a predicted model, not a curated record. The coding region runs from base 44 to 355 and encodes 103 amino acids.
AAAGCCGCUCCUCCAGAGGCUCAGUCGUCGCCGGAGGCCCACGAUGAAGAGGAAGAAGAGGACGUCGAAUUCGUUCUUGGGAACGAGUCCAGCUUUACGCCGGCUGCCGCUUGAACGUCUUCUCAGAGGUCCUGCGGCACCACUCACUAUCGCAUAUGCGAUGUUUUUCUUGCGCUCUGAGCUGCACAUUCUUGGCCAACAUCUACUAUCACCGCGAAAUCCAUCACUUCGCCAUUUUGCCCUUGCCUAUAGCACCGUGUACUCAUUCCUCACUGUCUUGUAUUUUCUCUCCACUGACUUUCUCAUCUUCCUCUCACCCACUUUACUCACGAAAAGUAUUCGCCCUGUCUCAUAGCCAUAGCCAUAUCCACUUCGAUGUUCAUAGUUCAC